Messenger RNA from Branchiostoma belcheri (Belcher's lancelet), 1169 nucleotides. RefSeq names its product inositol oxygenase-like. The coding region runs from base 137 to 997 and encodes 286 amino acids. Gene Ontology annotation, molecular function: iron ion binding; inositol oxygenase activity. The transcript is spliced from 12 exons. The record is from RefSeq and is a predicted model, not a curated record. Gene Ontology annotation, biological process: inositol catabolic process. Lineage: Eukaryota; Metazoa; Chordata; Leptocardii; Amphioxiformes; Branchiostomatidae. Gene Ontology annotation, cellular component: cytoplasm.
UAAUUCAAGGCUGCGAAGUAAACAAUCAUUUGUCAAGGAAGGAGAAACAUCUUUACGCGGUGUUGCCACUUGUCGUGAUCACAGCCCUCUCAACGAUUUAUUGUGCACAAUCUGAACCGAUAAAGCAUCGGGAAACAUGACGACGAUCUUGGAUCCUUCUCCCGUCUUCCGUCCUGACAUGGAAGGAUGUGAUCAGAAUUUCAGAAACUUCGAGGUCUCUACCCAAAGUUCAGAGGCUAACAGUCACACAGACCAGGUCCGGAACACCUACCAGCUGAUGCACACCCACCAGACUGUGGACUUUGUCAGGAGAAAGAUGGAGUACUGGUGUAAGUUGGACCAUGCCCAGAUGACCAUGUUGGAGUGUCUGGAGGAGUUGAACAACCUGGUAGAUGAGAGUGACCCUGAUGUUGAUGUUCCAAAUAUCUACCAUGCUUUCCAAACAGCAGAGAGUGUGAGGGAGAAACACCCAGACAAAGACUGGCUGCAGUUGACUGGUUUGAUCCACGAUGCUGGAAAGAUCAUGGCUAUCUGGGGAGAGCCACAGUGGUGUGUGGUGGGUGAUACCUUCCCAACCGGCUGCCUGCCCGCCGAGUCUGUCGUCUUCCGUCACAGCAGUUUCCAGGACAAUCCCGACCUGAAGGAUCCCAAGUUCAACACCAAACUUGGGAUGUACGAGGAAAACUGUGGCUUGGACAAAGUCCUUAUGUCCUGGGGCCAUGAUGAGUACAUGUACCAUGUCCUUAAGGGAAACAACACCAAGCUGCCAGAAGAGGCGCUGUACGUGAUUCGUUUCCACUCCUUCUACCCGUGGCACGGGAGCGGGGACUACGACUAUCUGUGCAACAACAAGGACAGGGAGAUGCUGGCUUGGGUCAAGGAGUUCAACAAAUUUGACCUGUACUCCAAGGCAGAUGAACUCCCUGACAUCGAGGCCCUGAAGCCGUACUACCAGGGUCUGAUCGACAAGUACAUCCCUGGCAAGCUGCGCUGGUGAGAAGUCAGUCACAGAGAUACGGACUCCCUGGAACACACUCCUGCAGUGAAAGAAAUAUCUUCUCUACAAACUCUGCUUUUAGCAACAAUGAUGCAUUGUUGUAAAUGUCUCAGGUUAUCAGUAAUUACUUCCUCUGAAGUCUAAAAUAAUGAGUUACACAAAAAUCUCAUAU